AUGUCCUCGCGCGCAUCCGUUCCUGCGCGCGUGCUCCUUCAUACUUCUCCCUGUCACCGGUCGAGACGACAUACCUGUACCCCAGUCGCUCUGUUAUCCCACCCGUGCGACGUCAAAGUCAGCGUGAACGCGCCGGAAGGCAAAUCAGAGGUCCAGCUCUCAGUUGACCUCCCGCGCGCCAUCCCGCGCGCCUCGCUUGACGUCACCUUCUUCAUCGAUCGCGUGCGUGUGCGCGAUAAGGACGACGGUCGCGUGCUUGUCGAUGGCGCGCUGCCGCACGCGGUGGACGUGGACGGGUGCUUCUGGGAACGCGAGCUCGACGGGUUGCGCGCCGUGUUAACGCUGGAAAAGGCGAACCGAUACGACGCGUGGGAUAAAGUACUCGAGAGCGAUCUUCCACCGCCGGGAGACGAGACGGUGACGACGAAGUGCUACUUCGACGUGAGCGUAAACGGGAAAGCGAAGGGGCGGAUCGUUUUCGGGUUGUUUGGUUUGCACGCGCCGCGGACGUGUGAAAAUUUCAGAGCGCUGUGUACAGGCGAGCGAGGGACGAGCGGAACGAGCGGAAGACGGUUGACGUACGAGGGGUCGUGCUUUCAUCGAAUCGUGAAGGGUUUUGUGUGCCAGGGCGGGGAUUUCACUCUUCAGAAUGGUUGCGGCGGGGAGAGUGUUUACGGCGAGGAAUUUGAGGACGAGGCGUUCGGGAUCUCUCACGCCGAGGCGGGUGUGUUGUCCAUGGCGAAUCGAGGUCCAAACACCAAUACCUCGCAGUUCUUCAUCACAACGGCGCCGGCGCCGAGUUUGGACGAUAAGCACGUCGUGUUCGGGCGAGUGCUUGAGGGCAUGGAUGUCGUCGCAGCGUGCGAGGCAGUCGGCACGGAGAGCGGCCAGCCGCUCGGUCAGGUAUGCAUCACCGCGUGCGGCGAACUCGCGUGA
Molecule: messenger RNA, 936 nt
Organism: Ostreococcus tauri
Lineage: Eukaryota; Viridiplantae; Chlorophyta; Mamiellophyceae; Mamiellales; Bathycoccaceae
Product: HSP20-like chaperone
Exons: 1
Coding region: 1-936 (311 amino acids)
Biological process (GO): protein peptidyl-prolyl isomerization; protein folding
Molecular function (GO): peptidyl-prolyl cis-trans isomerase activity
Source: RefSeq, a predicted model, not a curated record